AACUUCAGCGACCUCACGUCCGCUCUGUCACCUCCACACAACCGAGCUCAGCCACAGGGAGACUCCAGCCAUUAUCCUAAGUGCUUUCCUCAUAGGGGAGGCAGGGCUGCUGGAGACAAGCCCAUCGGGGGGGUGUAGGUCCAUAGUCUAUGGUAUGGCUGACGUAUAGAUACAGACCAGCGUGGCCGUUCACGUUUACCCCGGGCCCCGCUUCAUGAAUAUUUCAUCAGGAUGGAGCCGCUUCCCCGGCGCCCUUCUUGCACGUCUUGGAGCUUCUCCAGCCUCCUGAGGGGCGCGCUUGUUUGGAUGCGGAGGCACAAAGAGCAGCUGACACAUGACUUCAGGCCCGCGGCUCUCCCUGGCACCCCUCCGCCGGCUGGCUGACCUUGACACCGCCCUCCAAGGUUCCCAGCAGGGUUCUGCGAGCGCCCCGCAUUACUCAGCUACACAGCAUAUCAGGGCGAUAAGGGAGCGAGAUGCUUAAUUGUAGUGGUGCAGUGUCCCUGUUAAACAACGCUUUCCACACGAGGUCAGCAGAGCAGUUUUGCCGAUUGGCCACUUUUCAGAAAGAAUCAGAACAAAAUAGAAAAUGAAUAUUGUAGUGGUGCAUGUGCAGGUAUUGUUCUCAUUUGCAGAUGUGACCAGCUGCUGGUGCAGUGAGGAGCUCUAUGUUGAACCCAUCGAUCAAUCUACCACUGACCACGUCACCGAGACGGCGUCCAGCAGGGGGCGCCCCUCGCUUGGCUUACAUCACAGGUCUGCCCUGGCAGCCGCCAAGCCACCGGAAACACGGACGCGGACCUGGUUUUAACAAAAUAAAGGUCGCACAAGCCGUUUUAAAGAAAUUGGAGAUUAGCAUCUUAUGUCGAGAUCGGAGUUUGCGGCACAGUGAGUCUUUGGUAAAUAAAACAGUUAAUAGGAAGGACAAACGCUUUACUGUUCCCAUUUUAUUUUUUAUUAUUGAUGCACUGUUUAUUUUUUUAAUAUUAUCUGCUACUUUUUUAAAAAUGUGUCCUGCUAGUGUCAGACACAUUUUUCUAUAAUUUAACUGCGUAUGAUAAGAAUCAUUUUUUGUUUGUAACUGUUCGCAUCAAUGUUUUUGUGAUCGCCUUUACUUUGAAAGCAAACCUCCGCUCUUCGGGACCAGGCGCACAAGGAGCACUUUGUCUCCGAGGAAAGGGGUGUUGACAGGAGAAAGCGGGGUGGUGGAGGGAACCUGAAUUGGACCUGUCCCGUCCACUUGCGCCGUAGCAGCACCGGGAGGACGUGCGCCGAGGGCCCGAGGGAGAGCAGUGACGGACGCACAUGCGCACCUGUUUUGGGGAUUCGGGGAUGCGUUGGGGGCACCGGGUGGGGACGGGGCCCGCAUGACUCCUCACAAUCCGCGGGCUGUGUUGACGGUGGGGAUGCACCGAGGAGAGCGCGGCAGCUUCCCGCACGGCUCGACACAUUGCACCGCAGUCCCGCAACCGAGCGCGCGCCGCCGCUGCCGCUGCUGCGGGCUCGGACGCGUCUCCAGCAUCGCACCCUCGCCAAGACGAGCCCAGAUUCCCUGACCGAUGCUCGGGGCAGGCACGCGGGCAAGAGCCUACCUCCAUUCCUAGCAGACAAUUACAGUCCACCCCCCCGUGCGGGAUGAGGGGGAUCUUCGCGCGGCAGCUCUGAACCGACGCUUCCUUCGACGCUGAAGAGACGAGAGUGAGGAGGGGGAUAAAAGAUGUUGGCGCGAUGCUACCGGGGCAAGCUGUCCGUGUGGGCCGCGCUGUGCGUCCUGGUGCUGUGCUGGUUCUACAUCUUCCCCGUCUACAGGCUUCCCCGGGAUAAAGACAUAGUGGAGGAGGUGCUGAGGCAGGGGGACGCAUGGCAGAAGAACCAGACGGGCAUCGAUCUGUACAGGAAGCUGCUGACCGACUGCUGCGAUCCGAGGAGGAUGUUUGCGGUGACCAAGGAGAACUCGCCCAUGGGCAAGGUGCUGUGGUACGACGGCGAGUUCUACCACUCUCGCACCGUCACCAACGACACCUACCCGCUCUUUGUGCAGGACAACCCUCUGCAGCUGCCCCUGAAGCGGUGCGCGGUGGUGGGCAACAGCGGCAUCCUUCGCCACAGCCAGUGUGGACAUGACAUUGACCAGGCUGACUUUAUCAUGCGGUGUAACCUUCCGCCGCUUUCAAAGGAAUACGUAGAGGACGUGGGGACGAGAUCACAUCUGGUCACAGCCAACCCCAGCAUCAUCGAGAAAAGAUUUCAGAACCUCCUGUGGUCCAGGAAAGCCUUCGUGGACAGCAUGAAGGCGUACGGCUCCAGCUACAUCUACAUGCCCGCCUUCUCCAUGAAGCCCGGCACCGAGCCCUCGCUGCGGGCGUACUACGCGCUGGCCGACGCCUCGUCCAACCUCACCAUGCUCUUCGCCAACCCCGACUUCCUGGCCACGGUGGGCAAGUUCUGGAAGGCCCGCGGCGUGCACGCCCGGCGCCUCUCCACGGGGCUCUUCCUGGUCAGCCUGGCCCUGGGGCUGUGCGAGGAGGUGACGGCCUACGGCUUCUGGCCGUUCUCCGUGGGCCUGGACGAGCGGCCCGUGAGCCACCACUACUACGACAACAUCCUGCCCUACAAGUGGUUCCACGCCAUGCCCGAGGAGUUCGUCCAGCUGUGGCACCUGCACAAAAGCGGCACGCUGCGCAUGAGGCUGGGCCACUGCCCCCCGCGGAGCGGGGGGAGCUAGGAGCCAGCGGAGCGGGAGCCGUCGAGGCUCACUCGGUCGCAGCAAGCAGAGGACGACGGCGGGUUUGGAGCGGCGCAGGACGCUGAGGUCGUGGUGUGUUUCCUCCGAGGAAGCGCUGCACCCCAGCAGCCUCCCUCUGCUCGUCCCUAACCAUGAGAAUGUUCUGCACCAUCAGGGACUGAAUACACGCUGCUUGCACACACACACACACACACACACACACACACACAGAAACGCACAUUCCCACACCUGCCAUGUCCAUCCCUCAUUUCUGAAA
Betta splendens (Siamese fighting fish) is the source of this 3002-nucleotide messenger RNA. RefSeq names its product ST8 alpha-N-acetyl-neuraminide alpha-2,8-sialyltransferase 1 (gene st8sia1). Bases 1718 to 2725 code for a protein of 335 amino acids. The record is from RefSeq and is a predicted model, not a curated record. Gene Ontology annotation, biological process: oligosaccharide metabolic process; N-glycan processing. Gene Ontology annotation, molecular function: alpha-N-acetylneuraminate alpha-2,8-sialyltransferase activity. The transcript has 5 exons. NCBI's taxonomy places the organism in Eukaryota, Metazoa, Chordata, Actinopteri, Anabantiformes, Osphronemidae.